Betta splendens (Siamese fighting fish) is the source of this 5857-nucleotide messenger RNA. RefSeq names its product growth arrest-specific 2 like 1 (gene gas2l1). Gene Ontology annotation, molecular function: microtubule binding; actin filament binding; cytoskeletal adaptor activity. The coding region runs from base 552 to 3809 and encodes 1085 amino acids. Gene Ontology annotation, biological process: regulation of microtubule polymerization or depolymerization; microtubule bundle formation; protein localization to microtubule plus-end. The record is from RefSeq and is a predicted model, not a curated record. Gene Ontology annotation, cellular component: actin filament; cytoplasm; stress fiber. Lineage: Eukaryota; Metazoa; Chordata; Actinopteri; Anabantiformes; Osphronemidae. The transcript has 5 exons.
UACAGCAGGUCAACGCACUCGGCGCGAGAGGGAGGCGGCGCAACGUGGGCUGAGCCUAUUUGCGGCGGAGACGAGCUGCGGAGCCGCUGCCGCUCGGCGCACUCGACCUCAGCGACGACGAGUGGCGCAAAGCGAGCGCCGCCGACGCGCGGACAUGGUGACACGUGGAUUUCGAUAGGUGAGCGGACCUCGGGACCCCCUCCACCCCCACCCCCGCGUCGGAUGGAUUAACUGCCCGUCGCAUGGGUGUGUAUCGGCGUGCCGGAUCCGCUUGGUUCUCGUUUCCACCCCGGGACCCGGCGAUGCGCUCUUUAAAGGAAACGUGUUUCGCAGAGACAUCCGGGGAAAGCAUCCACGCGCGGCUCCGCAUCCAGAUAUGCUCGUGACCGCACAAAGCCCUUUUCCACGGAGCUCCACGCACGGAAAACCGCACAUGCACGUCGGCAUGGGCGCGUCGACGCGGCUGUCUCGCUCCGGGCUGCGGCGCGCUGUCGCGCAAUGAGACGGUCGGGAAUCAUCAAGUAGACUUUAUUGACGCACAAUCCGACAAUAUGGCUGAUCAGAGUAACAUCCAGUCCGCCGCCUCCAAGAGCAUUCGGCCAUUUAAAUCCAGCGAGGAGUACCUGUAUGCCAUGAAGGAGGACCUGGCUGAAUGGCUCAACACCCUGUAUGACCUAGAUAUCGGCGCGGACACCUUCAUGGAGGCGCUGGAGACGGGCUGCGCCCUGUGUCGGCACGCCAACAACGUGAACCGCGCGGCGCACGACUUCCAGCUGUUGCACCCCGGGGCCGCGCACUCCAUGAAGGUUCCGUCCAAAGACGUCGUCUUCCAGUCGCGCAACGUCAUCCCCGGCUCGUUCCUGGCGCGGGACAACGUGUCCAACUUCAUCGCCUGGUGCCGACAGGAGCUGUGGAUCAAGGACGUCCUCAUGUUCGAGACCAACGACCUGGUGGAGCGGUGCAACGAGAAGAACUUGGUGCUGUGCCUCCUGGAGGUGGCGCGGCGCGGCUCCAAGUUCGGCAUGCUGGCGCCCAUGUUGAUCCAGCUGGAGGAGGAGAUCGAGGAGGAGAUCCGGGACCAGGAGAGCCUGCGCGCGGACGCGGGCGAGCCCCCGGAGCGGAGCCCGGUCGCCACGCACGGCGGGCGCGUCGGUCGGAAGAAGAGCAGGCGGAGCGCGGAGGAUGAAGAUGAGGAUGAGGAGGGGGAUGAGCCGGAUCCAGAGCCGUACGCCUGGCAGCAGAAGAGAGUGUUGUGUGACAUGCGAAAUCUGGAUGAGCUGGUGCGUGAGAUUCUGGGCCGCUGCUCGUGUCCAGCUCAGUUUCCUAUGAUUAAGGUGUCGGAGGGGAAGUACAAAGUGGGAGACUCCAGCGCUUUGAUCUUCAUCCGGGUCCUUCGUACCCAUGUGAUGGUGCGCGUCGGCGGGGGCUGGGACACGCUGGAGCACUAUCUGGACAAGCACGACCCGUGUCGCUGCGCGGCUUUCGCCCACCGCUACCACCAGGCCAAAGCCAGCGGCCAAGGCCAGGGCGCCCAGAGCAAGUCCUCGAGCGCCCACUCGUCCCGGUCCACCAGUCCAGGGCCACACUGGCGGAAUGACGGCAUCGCGCCCUAUAAGCCCCCCUCCGCUCCGUGUGCCCCCCCCUCCUCCUCCUCCUCCUCCUCAUCCACGCGGCCGGGCCGCUCUCACAACCCCUCGGUCCCCGCUGAGCCCGGCUCCGCCGCGGCCCACGCUCUGCUGCCGCGGCCGCCGCGGGACCGCUCGGAGCCGCGCCACCUCAACCCCCUGAGGAAUAAGGAGACAAUGAUGCCAGUGACCAGGCGUCUGUCUGGGGACAGUGAUUCCUCUACGGCCUCCUCUAAGGGAGGAGGAGGAGGAGGAGGAGGAGGAGGAGGGGGGGCCCGGUUGUCGCUCGGUGGUCCCUCACGGCGCGCUGGUGAAGAGGUGGUUCUGCUUGUCAACCGAAAGGAGGGGAGGCACGUGAUCGAGAGGCCCGGCGCCGUGCACGGGCGUCCGUCCCUGCCCCGCGCACGCAGCCAGUCGCGGGAGCGCCCCGGACUCGUUCCCGCGCUCAAACCCAACCCGCCGCAGGGACCUGCCGAGGCGGCGCGGGCGCCUCGCGCCGAGCGGGGCCGCUCCCUCGCGAGCGAGGGCCAGCGGAGGCUCCACGCGCCGCGUUCUCACAGCCAGAGCAAGCUGUCCGGCCGCACGCGGUCCAACGACGCGAGCCCCGGACCGCCUUCCAGCUCCAGGGAUGCUCUCCCACCACCUUCAGACAGGAGAGAGGACCUCCGGGUCAAACAAGCGCCCCCAUCCUCUCCCAGACCAGGUUGCGGUUUCACCAAGAGGCAGUCGUCCUCCUGCUCUAAUUCACCUAUUAAAGGGAUCCUGAACAACAGUAGCCCCAGCAAGAAGACUGUAACUGCUCCGAGACCCCCCGCCCCUCGCUCCCCCUCAGUAGGGAAAAGCAGGCUACUGCCACCGGUCACCUCAGGGGGUCGGCGUUCGCCACACUCAUCACCCCGCAACUCGCACCAUCACGCCGCCCGGCCCCUCCGGACCCCCCAGGGCCCGCGCUCUGCCGGGCGAGGCCACCACAGGAACUGGUCGGAGCCUGAGGAGGAAGGACCGGACUUUAGCUUUCAGAUGCUACCAACGCUGGAUCCCCAGAGGGAGCAGGACCUGUAUCGCAGCUUCGAGGCUGAGUUUUUGGCCAACACGCAGCAGGCUAGAGAGGUGGGCGGUAAAGCUCCCGGACGCGCUGACCCGCGCGGAGCUGGGACACAUCCCGCGCCAGCGCUCGCUGAUGCUAAUGUUACUGACUCGGCCUAUUCCUCCUCGAACUCCUCCACCUCCUCCCUGAAUGUGGGGGCAAAAAUGGGACCUCUCCCUGACCUCAGAGAAUCCAAGAGAACUAAUCCUCGUCAUUUCCCACCAGAUGACCCUUUAAAUAUACUCUAUGGCCAAAGUUUCGGUGCACCGCAUCAGGGAGAGCCUGUAAACUGGGGGGAGCGAGGUCUCAAGAAGCUCCCGGCCAUCUGUAGCUCAGUGGAGGAGAGGGAGCCUCCAUCUUCUCUUCCCAGCCUUGGAGGAACAGAGUCAGAAGGCUUAAUGAAUCAGUUCUCAACACGGCCUACUUUCCACUGUAGGAACAUGAAUGGAGAACUCAGAGGCCAGCAUGGUCAGCCGGGUUGGGAGGCAGGAGCUGAAGGAGACGUUCCCCUAGAGAACCACCAGCCCAACCUACCGUAUGACUUGGACAAUGAGGACGAGAGCGACGGCCUCCCGCCCCCCGAGGCCUGUCCGUCGCCGGUGCCCCUCCCGCCCUCUGACGACGGCUCCUUCCAGGACUCCUCCAGCGAAAGCUCCUCCAUGUGCUUAAGCCUGAGCGAGUCGCGCUCCGACUCCCCCCCACCGCCGUCGCCGCUGGCCAACGGCGACGCGGACGCAGAAGCGCUGCAGACUAAGAAAGGGCAGAAGAAGACAGGGAGUCUGGUCCCGAUCGCUCAGCACAAACUGAAAACCCGGAUCAGGCCUCGUGUUGACAACAGACCGGACAACAGCCCCUCGCGAAUCCCCACCCCGGUCACUUACAGAGAUCUGCAGGCUCACAGCAACCGCUCCCCGUGCCACACCCCACCCCUGUCCCCCCCGAGCCCCCGCACCGCUGGCCCUCCGGCCACAUGUAAGAGCCUGCACCAGGCCUUCACCGACAUGAUCCACCCCCAGCCACGCUCUGCAGCCAUGGGCAACAAGGACUGCUCCUACCCCGGACAGUCAGGGAGCUUAGACACUGAAGCUUGGAUGUAGAACCAGCGCUUCUGGCACAAGAGGUUGUUAUAAUGACUUUGACUACUGUGUAAAAAGGAACCCAUGACUGCUUCCGCCGCAUGUCGCACACACUCCGUUACAUUUAGCUUCUCACAUUGCUGUUUUGUUGCACUUAAGCCAAACUAUUUAUUACCAAAGGACUUGUUUUUCUUUUUCCACUUACUGUCGUUUUAACGCGUGCAUGGGGAUGCUUUUGCCAGUCAGACGGCGUUCUUCUCACGAGACAUGUGCAAACGUCGCGGUGGAUGCAGAGCGACGGGGAGAGGGAGCGUAAGGCUGCCAUGUGGCUCGCCGUGGGGCACGGCAGCGUGCCGGGGAUUUAAGGCUGUAGCUCCGGAAACACUAAACCUUUGGUCACAACAGUUGGCUCCCUCUUGUGGUUUGCCAUCACAGCGCCGCUCGCCUUGAAAGUCAACAUGCUGGCGUGGUCGCUGUUCCUCUUCAUACACGCUCAUAUUUACAGUACACUAAUAGGUAAUGCCCAUUAUUCUUAUGGCUUCAUCACCACCACACGCCCUUCAAGGUUCUGUACAGUCCGUUUUUUCAACUAGCUAAUGUGCAACUAGGUUUUAAGAUUAUGUUCGAUGCAGUGAAAUGCACUGAAUCAGUUUGUGUCAUUUUCACUGAGUUCCAUGUUAAGGGUUCUUCUACAUAUGUGCAGAAGUCAGAUACAUAAGAGAAUGAAUGUGUAAAUACACGUUGGUAUUUUGUGUAUAUAAAUGCAUUGAAUCUAUUGUUUAAUGUACAUAUUCACUGUAUUAAGUUCUGCGCUGCCUUAGCUAUGCAAUAUUGGUGUUGGAAAUGCCUUGAUGAUUCCCUUUGCCUUAAAACCUGUUCACAAUUUAGGUUUGAAUGUUUCGCUCAACUUUGCUAAGAGCUAUUCGAUAACACUACAUUACCAUGAAAUUAACGUGUUUGAGUGUGAAUGUGUGGCAAACGUGAUACAAAUGCCAAUUUUAAUGAUAAGUUAUACUUGAUGUAGGUGUACAAAUUAUGGUAGAGACUUAAUUUAUUGCCUCUGAAUCCAGAUAAGCCAGUUAACUUAUUCAGAAGAUUAUUUCCAGAGAUAUGGCACAAUGUGUGGUGACAUCUAGUGGCUGAAAGAAGAAAUGUUUGAUUCACCGUAAAUAAAUAUGGUAUUUCUAUGACACAAUGCCAUUAAUUCCAUACUUGCACAGUAUGGAAGAGAUAUUGCACAGUUGGUAUUGGUUUAAAACCGGACGUUAACUGCUUUGUUUUGGUGUUUAACGGGCGUUGAUUCAGUGAAACGUAUUUGAAAGUAGAAAAAGUGGUGUCAGUGCCCUGUAAAAAUCCACCUGUCUGGUGUUAAAUACUGUAUUUCCCAGAGAACCUGGGAAAAAAUAUCAGUAGAAACGAUCAAAGAGAACGUUCAUCAUCUUGCAGGACACUGACAGCAAAUGACCGAAAAGAAAGGAGUAUGCAUAUCUAUGUGAACACAUACUGUACGACAAUAUGAACAGUUCAGCAAGUGGUGUUGGUCUAACUUAUUUAUUUAUGAAACGAGGUCUGAGUGGACACACGUUACUGUACUGUAAGUAAAUAUGUAGGCAAAUCCAGAAGAGGUGGGACUUUUUAUCAACAAUAAACUGGAUAAGAGACACAAAUGUUUAGAACGGAUCUGUUGAUAUUAGAGACCAACUAGAGCUACAGUGAUGUAAUUUGUAGCUGGGUGUGGGUUUCACCUGCAUAAACGCUUUUAUUAUUGUAUUCUGAAUAAAUGAUAAUUAAAUUACAAUUCCACUUGUUUGGACAGACACUUUCAUCAUUCAAUCAUAGCACUGCUCCACGACUCUCUCUCCUCUCUAUCCCCCAAUCAGCGUAGAAGCUGAAUGUUCACCAUCAGACCAUUUCCUCAUAUUUUACUAAAAGAUCAGUUUCAGGUUUGCUCGACUUCGUUGAAUUUGUAUGUUUGAAACAGCAAUACUGCAAGAUGUCACUGUUGUUUUUUUUUAAACUGAAACUUUUUGUCAAGUUGUUCUUGUAAUAAAUAUUUCCUCUCAAGAAAA